Messenger RNA from Lycium ferocissimum, 2709 nucleotides. RefSeq names its product protein DWD HYPERSENSITIVE TO UV-B 1-like. Gene Ontology annotation, cellular component: Cul4-RING E3 ubiquitin ligase complex. The record is from RefSeq and is a predicted model, not a curated record. The transcript has 12 exons. Bases 16 to 2358 code for a protein of 780 amino acids. Gene Ontology annotation, molecular function: protein binding. NCBI's taxonomy places the organism in Eukaryota, Viridiplantae, Streptophyta, Magnoliopsida, Solanales, Solanaceae. Gene Ontology annotation, biological process: cellular response to UV-B.
AUCGGCAAUCAGAUAAUGGUCAGAAAUGGAGGAAAUUUCUGCAUAGGUCCACUUGAAGGUAUAUUUUUGUCAAAGAUUCUUCUUUUCUUGUUCAGCAUAAGGUACCUGAAUUCUUGCAAGCUGCAUGAGGUCCUGCCCAAUGCUGCUGUUCUAUCCCAGCUUUACAAGGCCAGCAUGCAGGAAAAAGUUCAAAAGAAGAGCACUCUAGUAGUUUCACUUGAUGAGCUUGAAGAUGAUGAGAUGUUGCCCCUUGUCGAUACGUUGCUUAAGGUCCACCUUUUCAAUGUUGAUGCAGUAGACAUACUUUCCACGUCAAAAUCGGUUGUGAAGCAAGAAUUUGUGGUAUCGUUAAUACGUGCGGUCAAUUCAACAGUCCGAAUUGUUGAAUUUCAGGAUACUCUAUUUAGAAAAGAUGUCUUGUGGGAUCUUUUUCAGGGUGGUUUGAAUUGCCAAUUGCUAAAGCUGAGGUCUACUGAGAUUCAAAAGUUGAAUAUGGCUGGAAGCUUCAUGCAGUUACACACCCUCAAUCUAGAUUUUUGUUCUUCUCUCACUAGCUUAGAGAAGGAUUGCUUUACUUGCAUGCCAAAAUUAGUGCACCUCUCCAUGUGUGGAACUAGAAUAGCUGAUCUGUGGACAACCCGUGCAGCUUUGUCUCGGCUUCCUUCUUUGACAGAACUAAGGUUUCAAAAUUGCAUAUGUUGCAAAGAUACUGGGCCAUGUCUUGCAUCAUCCAGUAAGAUGACAAAUCUUCCUGUUUCUGAAAUAACUAUGGCGCUGGCAGUCCAGCUUCUGUUGACCUAUAUUCUUCAAUAUAUGUAUCAGGCUUCUUUUGGUGAUAUGCAUGUUCAAGGGAGAGAUGAUUGUGCUGAGGAUAUAAACUUUAAACUGAGAGAUACUUCAGUUGUUUCGAAGAUGUAUCUCUCUUGGCAUCCUUCACCAAUCUGCUAUGAGAAACACUACAGGGAAUACAUGAUUGCGUCAUUGCCUCAUCUAGGAGUGUUAGAUAACUUUCCUGUUAGGAAAAUAGACAGAGAAAUGGCAAAUACUGUCUUCUCGCAGUACUAUGAGUAUCUGCCAUACAAACGUCGGCAGAAAGAAAACGUUGCAAGUGUGUUGCAUAUGCGUGAAACAGGUAGAGGUAAUGCGUACCACAACAAAUCCUCUAGGAUAAAGGAGGCAGUUUCUUGUAGGAAAAUUCCACAUUUCUAUUCAAGGUCCCUCUGUGCAGCCAAACUUGGUUCAUCUGCUUCUCCUUGCUUGCAUAAAAUAUCUAAUAUCAGCAAUGAUAUCAAAGAAGGAAAUGAGAGCCUCCGACCACGACAGUUUGAGUAUCACCCCACUAAUCCUAGUCUGAUGGCUUUCGGAACUUUGGAUGGGGAGGUGGUUGUCGUUAACCAUGAUGCUGGAAAUAUUUUUAGUUAUAAUCCACUCUUUGGGGUGACUAAUAGCAUCUUAGGCCUCUGUUGGCUCAACAAGAAUCCAUUUAAGCUCCUUGCCGGUUCUGACAGUGGCUCUUUGAGAUUGUAUGACAUCAAUGACACAUUGCAAAAGGCAGAGAGUGGUUCUAGCAGUUCCAGCCCUAUUGUGUUUGAUAAAUUUGAACAGUUGACUUCACUUCAUGUUAAUUCAACAGAUGAUCAGUUUCUUACGAGUGGUUAUUCAAAGAAAGUUGCCAUAUAUGAUAUUUGUAGUGGCAAGCGCUUGCAUUUGUUCAGUGAUAUGCAUCAAGAACCCAUUAAUGUGGCUAAAUUUGCACAUCACUCUCCAAACCUGCUAGUCACUUCAUCAUUCGAUCGUGAUGUCAAAUUGUGGGAUUUAAGGCAGACACCAAAUCAACCCUGUUAUACAACCUCGAGCUCAAGGGGAAACGUGAUGGUUUGUUUCUCCCCGGACGACCUGUAUCUGCUGGUAUCGGCUGUAGACAAUGAGGUGAAACAACUUUUGUCUGUAGAUGGGAGGCAGCAGACAGAUUUCGGUAUAGCUUCCACAGGGAGCGCUCAUAAUUAUACACGAUCAUAUUAUAUGAAUGGAAGGGACUAUGUCAUUAGUGGAAGCAGUGAUGAAUCAAUUGUCCGCAUUUGUUGUGCUCAAACAGGGAGGCGACUGAGGGACUAUUAUUUGGAGGACAGGGCAUUGGAGAGUCCAAUAUUGGUGCAGUCAUUGAGAAGUGAUCCUUUCAGACAUUUUCACAUGGCUGUCUUAGCAUCCUAUGUUCGUCCCAGUUCAAGACGAGACAUCAUUAAGGUCAAUUUGCUAGAAUCAGGGCAAUGCAAUGAUGAAGAUUCCGAGAGGGAAGACUUCCAGUUCUUACGGUCAUGGAGGUUGAAUUUCACAUCUUGCAAAUUUGUGUGUAAAUGAGUAAGGAGCUCAGAUUUUGUGCAUAUGUAUCUCCGUGCAAGCCUUGCCUAAAAAACAAAGAUCAGCUAGUGCAACUUCUAUCGGUCGACGUAGAGAUCCCAUGUCUGCUUCUCCGAUUCUCUAGUUAAUGAGAAUGUCAAUUUACUGCUUAGUUCCAACAUGAAACACCAAGCAAUGACAAAAUUUUCAAUAUAAAAAAAUAGGAGUGGAGAACUUUUGGAAGAGAGAAAACGUAGCUGGCCGCAGGGCUGCAGAUUAGGUGCUUCAACAAAUACAAGAUACUGCAUAUAUAGACACUCAUGUGGUUCAAUCUGCUCGUAAAUAAUUAUAUAUCAAGUUUAAUUUUGAAUA